AUGUCGACUCGUCGAGGUGUCGGACUCGGAGCGUUUGCGAAUCGCACGCAAACCAGUCAAUCCUAUGCCAACCAUGGCGCCAACCUUCGCUCUGCGCACCUUGCCUCCCUCCAAACACAACUUUCCGUAUUCCAGUCGUUGCUUCACACGUUCGCACUAGAACAUAGUUCAACGAUCAAGUCGAAUCCGACAUUCCGAGCUGAAUUUGCUCGUAUGUGCAAUGCUAUCGGGGUUGAUCCUCUUGCAGCCAGUAAUGUCAAGGGGAAAAAUGGCAGGAGGGGAGAAAGCGGUAGUUUCUGGACGCAGAUUAUGGGCGGUGAUAUGAAUGAUUUCUACUUUGAGGUUGCAGUCCGAGUUGUAGAGCUCUGUCGAUCUACCAGAAGCGAGAAUGGAGGCUUGCUAGGUGUUGAAGAGUGUCGGAAACAGGUUCGCAAAGGCAAAGCCAUCGGGAGCGGCUUGGAGGUCACUGAUGACGAUGUUCUCCGCGCUGUGAAAUCACUGGGGCCCCUUGGGUCCGGCUUCUCCAUUGUGCAAGUAGGGAGCAAGCAAUACAUCCGCUCUAUUCCCAAGGAGCUGAACACAGAUCAAGCCACAGUCCUAGAGGCAAUUCAGAUAUUGGGCUAUGUCAGCGUAUCCAUGUUGCAAGUGAACUUGAACUGGGAAAAGGCCCGCGCACAAACUGUCAUUAAUGACCUUGUAGCGGACGGCCUAGUUUGGGUGGACGCGCAGGGCGAAGAGAAUGAAUACUGGUCGCCCCAGAAUCUCCUUGAUGACAGCGGAUGA
Molecule: messenger RNA, 783 nt
Organism: Aspergillus pseudoviridinutans
Lineage: Eukaryota; Fungi; Ascomycota; Eurotiomycetes; Eurotiales; Aspergillaceae
Product: ESCRT-II subunit protein SNF8
Exons: 2
Coding region: 1-783 (260 amino acids)
Biological process (GO): protein transport to vacuole involved in ubiquitin-dependent protein catabolic process via the multivesicular body sorting pathway
Cellular component (GO): ESCRT II complex
Source: RefSeq, a predicted model, not a curated record